AUGGGUAACCAAGCGUCAAUAGAAAAAGGAGAAGAAGCUGAAAUUAAAGAAUUUUAUCGAAGGCAGAUGCAAAACGAAAUCGCCCUUAGGAAUCUUUGGUUCGAAAAAAAACGGGCAUUCAAGUUGGCGGCUUUGCGAGAAAGUUUUUCUUGGGAGGCAGUAGCAGCGGCAACCGUGGUUUUAUCUUUAACAUACUUCGCUUCAGUGCAUAAAAACAGAUUGAUCUCAGUCGGUAUACCACCAAUUGUGAUGGCCAUUGGCUAUCGAUAUGAUAUGUGUUUUGGUAAUCUGGAAAAAAAUAUUCGCUGUUCGCAAAUUUAUUAG
This is a messenger RNA of Dracunculus medinensis (Guinea worm), 324 nucleotides long. Lineage: Eukaryota; Metazoa; Nematoda; Chromadorea; Rhabditida; Dracunculidae. The record is from the annotation of a GenBank genome assembly.